Messenger RNA from Tauraco erythrolophus (red-crested turaco), 789 nucleotides. RefSeq names its product leucine rich repeat containing 18 (gene LRRC18). The record is from RefSeq and is a predicted model, not a curated record. Gene Ontology annotation, cellular component: cytoplasm. Gene Ontology annotation, molecular function: protein binding. NCBI's taxonomy places the organism in Eukaryota, Metazoa, Chordata, Aves, Musophagiformes, Musophagidae.
AUGGCCAAGGGGAAACCAAAAAGUCAAAAGGGAAAGAAGAUCACCUUGAAAAUUGCCAAAAAUUCCAUCCGGAUAUCUUUUGAUGGAGGGCGCCGUCUUGACUUAAGUAAGAUGGGUAUCACCACCUUCCCCAACUGCAUUCUGAAACUAGCUGACGUGGAUGAACUUGAUUUGAGCAGAAACAUGUUAAAAAAGAUUCCAAGUAGCAUCCAGAAGUUCCAGAAACUGCGCUGGCUGGACCUGCAUAGUAAUCAGCUUGAGGAGUUGCCCGAGGCAAUAGGUACACUUCAGAACCUUUUCUACCUGAAUAUAUGCAACAACAAGCUGACCACCAAAAAUCUGCCAGAGGAGUUAAACCUUCUCAAGAACCUGCGUAUUCUCAACCUUGGCUUAAACUGUCUUGACAGUAUUCCCACCAGUCUUGGGGCCCUGAAGGAACUUAAGGAGAUAGGUCUCUCUGACAAUGCCUUGACCACCAUCCCAAACAGUGUGAAAAAUCUCCCCAAGCUCAAGAAACUCAAUGCAAAAAGAAACCCUUUCCUAGAUUCAACAAAGCAAGAAGAGCAUGCUGACUCCAUCAAACGCAUAGAAACGCUUCACUUAGUAGAAGAGAAAGACCUGUGCUUUUCCUGCCUGAAGAUGUGUCAGGAUGAGAGGGACAAGCUGAACAAGUUAAAGAACAUGACACCCAGCCCCUCAAAGAAGCCAAGUUUCCCUUUACUCCUUACACCCAAUUCAUCUGCAAAGGAUAACCAAGAAGAAUGGAGAUUAAGAGGCAAACAUCCCUAA